AUGUCGGCCGGGCCGAGCGACGCCGGUACGGCGGGCCGGCUCUCGGACGAGGCGGAGGAAAGUUCGUGUUCAGAUACCUGCCUGGCGGUUCUGAUGCCGUUCCAAGUCGUCAUCUUCACCAUGAACAUGGCGGCGGGCGCCGUGGAGCACGGCACCCACUACGCCCUGCACGCCGCCUACUCGCACCGGCUCAAGCGCUCCGCCUUCAAUAUGUUCUCCGGCAACUUUGGUGGCUCCAAAAACAAGGAGCUGUUCUGUGUGCAGGCGCUGGACGGUACGCUCUCGUUCUUCGAGCAGGAGAAUUUCGCCUUCAGCCGCUUUCUGCCCGGCUACCUGAUCCCGGGGCCCGUGCUGUACGUGAAGAAGACGGAUGCGGUGGUGACCGGCACCUCCAGCUGGACCGUGGAGGCCUACAAAUACUCGUCACUGGCUCAAGGAUCCGACGCCACAAUGAGAAGGCCUAAUGGCGACAGCCGGGUCACCAUGUCGUCGGGGGACGUGCAGGUGGCGGUGCUGGCCGAGCACAGCCUGAUGGUGCUCAAGGAGACGGGCCAGCUGGUGAUGUUCAAGCGGCUCGACUACCACCCUGCCUGCCUCACCACCUUCGUCAGCGGUAUGUACCGGCCGCCUCGGCUGGUGGCCGCCUACCUCGGCACCACGCCCUCGCUGUUCGUGGCGCCGCCGGUGCAGACGGCCGGCGCGCUCGACUACGAGGCGCUCGACGAGGAGCUGGCCACCCUCAACACGACCAUCCAGAAGUCGCAGGCGCAGGGCGACUCGAGCCUGGCGCUCACCUCGAAGGCGGCCGCCGACCGAGAGGUGCAGCUGGUGGUGCAGAUCCACCCGGUGCUCGACCCGUGCACGCUGCCCACCGAGCUGGACGAGCAGGUGCCGUGUGCCAGUAUCCGAGCGCUGGUCUCUCCCAUGGCUCCGGUGCAGCCCCUGGUGCUCAGCUUCCACGUGCCGUGUGCCAGCAUCCGAGCGCUGGUCUCUCCCAUGGCUCCGGUGCAGUCCCUGGUGCUCAGCUUCCACGUGACCAGCCCGCUGACCGUGGUCAAGCCGUCCGCCGCCAUCGAGUACCUCAGUGAGUGUGACGCUGCCUCCGGCCGGCGGUGCGGCUGA
Messenger RNA from Pollicipes pollicipes, 1122 nucleotides. RefSeq names its product protein PTHB1-like. Gene Ontology annotation, biological process: cilium assembly. Gene Ontology annotation, cellular component: membrane; BBSome. The coding region runs from base 1 to 1122 and encodes 373 amino acids. The record is from RefSeq and is a predicted model, not a curated record. The transcript has 9 exons. Lineage: Eukaryota; Metazoa; Arthropoda; Thecostraca; Pollicipedomorpha; Pollicipedidae.